AUGGAGCACAUUAUUAACGUUUCCGAGGUUCAGCAUCCCAAGUCUGUAUCAAAUCACCAGCACGAAUCACUCACACAAAACAAGAUUGGAUCACCGGUGGUCUCCCAAGUCAGCCAUGACUACUCUUUGCUCCCGUCAAGCAACUCAGAAGUGCGGCUUCCGCCAUUGAAACAAGAGAUGCAAUCUCUCCCAGUCGAUGUCAAAAAAUUCGCUAACCCAGCUCCCCUGGGUCUAUGCGCAUUUGCGCUGACAUCAUUCUUGUCGAACUGCAUCAAUCUCAACGUUGGAAAUAUCCAAGCUGCUGGUGUGAGUGUCUCUCUGGCUUUGAACUACGGUGGGAUCACGCAGGUUUUAGCUGGCAUGUGGGAAAUGGCCGUGGGAAAUACAUUUGGCGCUACGACCUUCACUUCUUUUGGUGCUUAUUGGGUUACGUUCGCUAUGAUAUCGACUUUUGAAAAUCCCGAUACGGUAAAAGAUGCAGCAAAUACAACAUGUCAGAAUGAGACUCUCACUGGCCUAUUCAUGCUGGCCUGGUUCAUAUUCACAACUUUAAUGCUCUUAUGCACAUUGAAAUCGAGCCUUGCGAUGUUUUCGCUCUUCUUCUUUCUAGAUCUGAACUAUCUUCUUCUCGGCAUUGCGCACAUUCAGUGCAGUUCUCAUGGCGAAGUCAUCAUCGCAGUCCAGAAGGCAGGGGGGGUUUGUGGUUUAUUGGCUUCUUUUGCGGCUUGGUACAAUGCAUUCGCUGGUGUUUGCGAUCCAAGCAAUGGUUUCUUCACUGUUCCUCUUGGUCACUUUCCUUGGUCCCCUGCUGCUCGUGUUCAUCGGAUUAAGGCCAAAGAAGUCUGA
Penicillium soppii is the source of this 846-nucleotide messenger RNA. Its product is annotated as acetate uptake transporter family protein. Gene Ontology annotation, molecular function: acetate transmembrane transporter activity. Gene Ontology annotation, cellular component: plasma membrane. The record is from RefSeq and is a predicted model, not a curated record. Lineage: Eukaryota; Fungi; Ascomycota; Eurotiomycetes; Eurotiales; Aspergillaceae. The transcript is spliced from 3 exons. The coding region runs from base 1 to 846 and encodes 281 amino acids.